GGGCGACAUGAUGUAACUUGAUGCAAUCUUUUUGUCUUGUAUGAAACGUUACGUAGGAAAUACGUUCGAGGAGAUUAGUAAAUUGUGAUAUUAAUUUGCCAUUGAUUACGCUUUUAAGUUCUUUGUAUUAUACGGGAAAUUUUUAUAGAGUUCUGUUUAGAAUAUUUUUAAUUGUAAGAAAGUAUUAUUUAUAUAUAUAUUAAUUUCAUAUUUGAUUAAAUUAUUACAAAUAUAAGGAAAAUUUCCGUUGGAAUACAUAAUAAUGGAUCAACGAAUGUAUAAAAUUUACAAUAAAGAAGACUUUGAUCGAAUUACAAAAGGUAUCAAAGUGGCACAAUGCAUGCAGUCACGAUCGUCAUCCGUUUCAGAAACAGAUAAUGUAGUAACUCAGCUUGAAGAAUUAGUUGUAUCAGAUUCCUUAAGCUGCUCUUUUUGUAAUACUGUAUUUGAGGAUAAAAAACACCAGAGAUUACAUUAUAAACUAGAUUGGCAUCGUUAUAAUCUUAAACAACGUUUAAAUGGUCUAAAGUCAAUUAGUGAAGAUAGUUUCAAUCUUUUAGCGGAUGAAGGAGAUGUGUCCAGUCUUUCUGGUAGUGAGGUAGAUUCUGACAAUGAAGAUGAUACAGGUACUUCAGAAACAGGAGGAUCAUCAAGUGUGUAUACAAAAAAUAAUGAAUCUAUAAGUAAGAAUGAAAAUUCAUCUAUUGUAAAAAGUAAAAAACAGGAAAAAAAGGGAAAAUCUGCAGAAUUAGUAUCUGAUAGUUCAGAUACAGAGUGUAAUGAAGAAAUAUCUAGAGAAAAAAAAAAUCAAGAAUUACUUGCUAUUGCUAAUCGUCAUUCCAAAGUAUUUUUUGAAAAUGACGAUGGAAAUAUAUUUAGUAUAUAUAGAUGCUUACUUCAUAACAAAAAGGAAAUUCCUGAGAUGGACAAUGAGAUGAUAGCUCAAGCAAUGAAUAGUGGGAAGAAAACAUCAUGGACCAUUAUCAUGGUUGGAGGUGGACAUUUUGCAGCAGCAGUAUUUCAAGAUGGAGAACCAAUUGUGCAUAAAACCUUCCAUUCUUAUACUGUUCGAGCAAAGCAGGGUGCUACACAAACUUUUCGUGAUAAUCGUACAUUGGGUAGUCAUCCAAAAAGUGCUGGAGCAAGUUUGCGUCGUUAUAAUGAAGCAUCUCUCAUACAGCAUGUUCAAGAAAUAUUGGAAUUAUGGACGAGUCAUAUCAACAAUUCAUCAUUAAUUUUAUAUAGAGCUGUGGGACCACAUAAUCGUACCAUACUUUUUGGUGGUAAAAAUCCACCUUUAGAUAAAAAUGAUUCCAGAUUAAGACCAUUGCCAUUUCCUACCCGAAGAGCUACAUAUAGCGAAGUUAAGCGUGUAUAUGAUAUAUUAAGUACAAUGGAAAUAUAUGGUUCUGCAGCAGAUUUUACUGAUUGUUUCCCUAUUUCACCGCGACAACCACCACGAAAGAAGAUUUCCAAAUCUGAUUUAUUAGUUGAAGUACCUGAAGAAGAAAUAAAUUCAAGUUCUAAUAUUAAUGUUACGAAUGAUAUAAAUAGCUUUAAAAAUAAUGAGAAAUUUAAAACAACAAUGCAAGCAUCACCAGAAAGGCAGCAUAGGAAUUCACGCGCACACAUAGAUAGAGCAAAACCACGUAAAAGUCCAUGUCGUCCUUUGCCUGACAUUGUUAUUAAGUUAGCUCUAACAUCUGCAGAGUCUGAAACCAGUGAAAAUAAUAGUUGCACUGAUAAUCAAAUAGAUAUGCCUCUAAUUGAACAUAAUAUGGAAAUUGAUUUUAGAGAACAUUUACUCGCUUUUCAAGAUACUGUACCACGAUAUAUGAAAAAUAAGAAAACUCGUAAACAAAAGAAAAAAGUGAAAAAAAAUCACACAGAUGAGUCUGCAGUAAAUGAAGUAUUACAUAAUGCUAAAGAUCAAUUAUGGACUGCAUGUGAAUUGGGUGAUAAUGAAUUAUUAACUUCUACAAUAGAUAUUUUAUUAACUGAAGUUAAAAAAUUCGAGUCGAUAUUAGAAGAAGAAAGCAAGGUGGAUACCCAGGCAUUUUUAAGUAUGGAAAGUGUGAUAAAGUUGUUAAAUGACGGAAAUGAAGAUGGUAACACAAUGCUUCAUUUAGCAGCAGUUGGAGGACAUUUAAAAUUAAUAUGGGCGUUAUUAGAAAUUGGUUCGAAUCCUUGCAAUAAAAAUAAAAAAUUACAAACACCUUAUGCAGCUUCAAAAGAUAAAGAAACUAGAAAUACAUUUAGAAGAUUUAUGGGUACUUAUCCUGAUAAGUUCAAUUAUAGUAAGUCACAAAUACCUGGACCACUUACUGAUGAGAUAGAACAAGAAGAAAUGGAAAAAAAGAGGCAACAAAGAAAAGUGAAACGUGAGAAAGAAAAAAUAAAAAAACGAGAAUUUGAAGUAAAGAAGCAAGAGGAAGAAGCGAAGCAACGAUUUCUAAAUUUAAAUGAUAAGGAAAAGAGGGCAUUAUUCGCAGAGAAUGUUUCAAAAGAAGAUCGUACUGUUCGAUGUUUUCAAUGUGCUGUGGACAUAACAAAUCAGGUGCCUUUUAGUUAUAACUCAAAUUAUUUUUGUUCUAUGCCUUGUUUAAAAGAACAUCGCCUUCAUAACAAACAUAUUCUCUAAUGGAAUAUAUAUUUAGAAUAAAUUUUAUAUGAAUUAAAAUAUACAACAAAAUAAUUAAGCUACGUGCUUUAAUUAUAUAGUUAAACGAAUAUUUUAAAUAAUUGAUGCAAAUGAUUCAUUACAUAAAUAAAAAAAAAUGUUAUACGCGUAUAUUAAAUAUUAAUUUCUGAUUUAGUUUAAUAUAGAAGGACAUGUACAAUUUUGGGGCAUAUAUUUGGGUAGAAGAAAUAAAAAAUACGUUUUUUUAAAUAUU
Messenger RNA from Vespula pensylvanica (western yellowjacket), 2894 nucleotides. RefSeq names its product ankyrin repeat and zinc finger domain-containing protein 1-like. The transcript is spliced from 12 exons. The coding region runs from base 263 to 2641 and encodes 792 amino acids. NCBI's taxonomy places the organism in Eukaryota, Metazoa, Arthropoda, Insecta, Hymenoptera, Vespidae. Gene Ontology annotation, molecular function: protein binding. The record is from RefSeq and is a predicted model, not a curated record.